AUGGCAGAAGUGGCUCCAGCUCCCGCCGCGGCUCCGGCCAAGAAGAAGGCGUCCAAGCCGAAGAAGAGCGGCCCCAGCGUCAGCGAGCUGAUCGUCAAGGCCGUGGCCGCCUCUAAGGAGCGGAACGGCGUGUCUGCUGCCGCCCUGAAGAAGACUCUGGCUGCCGGAGGAUACGAUGUGGAUAAGAACAAAGCCCGCGUUAAGAUUGCCAUCAGAAGCCUGGUCACCAAAGGCACCCUGCUCCAAACUAAGGGAACCGGAGCCUCUGGCUCCUUCAAGAUGAGCAAGAAGGUGGAGAGCAAGGCCAAGAAGCCCGCUAAGAAAGCAGCCGCUCCUAAAGCCAAGAAGCCCGCUGCCGCCGCUAAGAAGCCCGCCGCAGCGGCCAAGAAGCCCAAGAAAGCGGCAGCAGCCAAGAAGCCUGCAGCCGCCAAGAAGGCAGCCAAGAGCCCCAAGAAGGUCACCAAGAAGGCUCCUGCAGCCAAAAAGUCUCCCGCUAAGAAAGCAGCCAAGCCUAAAGUCAAGAAGGCAGCAGCAGCCAAGAAGAAGUGAGCUCCAUCCUGCACACAUCAACAGCCCCACAAAGGCUCUUUUAAGAGCCAACACCUCCUUCUUUAAGAGCUUAUUCUGCCUUAUCACUAAAUGCACAUCAGCUUUUAUCUCCAGGAACAACAGGAACCUAACCAGAUAGUGAUCCCACAACAGCUCUGAUUACACUUCUUCUACAAGUUGAGCCAUUAUAAGGAUCUGAUGGAAUCAGUUUAUCUAUUUUGCCAUUUAAUAACAUAUUCCCAGCAAUGGAAUCUGUUUAGCUAGAUCUUUUCCAGAUUACGAAUAUCAUGAUCUAAGUUUAUGUUUUAUUUGUACUAAGUGUAAGUACAGAUUAAUUAUCUUUUUUAUUUUGCUCUACUAAAUCAACAUACAGCUGCGUUUAAACUAUGUACCCUAUAAGACUACAGAAUGCUAAGAUAUUAUUGUGCAAAAAUGUUAGGAAAUGUUCUACAAAGACUGAAACUUAACCAUGAGAAUUAUUUUCAUUUAGUGCCAAUACUAAAACCCUGUCUACCUGAGGUCUAUGGAGGACCAAAUCUGCCAUAUUUAAAAAAUAAAUACAGAAAUAAAUCAAUGCUCAAUAAAUAAAUAAGCAUACAAUU
Molecule: messenger RNA, 1151 nt
Organism: Cyprinodon tularosa
Lineage: Eukaryota; Metazoa; Chordata; Actinopteri; Cyprinodontiformes; Cyprinodontidae
Product: histone H1-like
Exons: 1
Coding region: 1-549 (182 amino acids)
Biological process (GO): chromosome condensation; negative regulation of DNA recombination; nucleosome assembly
Cellular component (GO): nucleus; nucleosome
Molecular function (GO): double-stranded DNA binding; nucleosomal DNA binding; structural constituent of chromatin
Source: RefSeq, a predicted model, not a curated record